Bradysia coprophila is the source of this 1514-nucleotide messenger RNA. RefSeq names its product embryonic polarity protein dorsal-like. NCBI's taxonomy places the organism in Eukaryota, Metazoa, Arthropoda, Insecta, Diptera, Sciaridae. Gene Ontology annotation, molecular function: RNA polymerase II cis-regulatory region sequence-specific DNA binding; DNA-binding transcription factor activity, RNA polymerase II-specific. Gene Ontology annotation, cellular component: cytoplasm; nucleus. The record is from RefSeq and is a predicted model, not a curated record. Gene Ontology annotation, biological process: inflammatory response; canonical NF-kappaB signal transduction; positive regulation of transcription by RNA polymerase II.
AUGUAUAAUAAUGUCAAAGUGGAAAUUUUUGAGCAGCCUCAACCAAAAUCAAUGAGAUUUCGUUAUUCAAGUGAAGGAAAUUCGGCCGGUUCUAUUUUAGGAGUGAAAAGCACAGAAGACGCGAAAACAUAUCCAUCGAUUCGUGUACUUAAUUACGAAGGACCCGCACGUGUUCGUGUAUCAUGCGUUACGAUCGAUGAGAUUCCCAAGCCUCAUCCAAAUCGCUUGGUGGGAAAGCCGUGCAGCGAAGGUAUUUGCACGUUCAAUUUUACGGCGAAAGCUGCAUCGCUUCUUAGAUUUCCACAACUCGGAAUUCAAUGCCCGAAACUCAUUGAAGUUGCAGAAAAUCUGGAAAAGCGACAGGCGCAGAAUAUUGAUCCAUUCAAGACUGGUUUCGGACAUAAGGACAACCUAAAAUCGAUUAACCUACAUCAAAUACGGCUGUGCUUUGAAGUCUUUCUUGUGCCAGAUCCCACAAAGAACGUGAUCCCACUGGAACCAGUCGUUUCGGACAUUAUAUGCGACAAACACAAGACAAAUGUCAAAUUACGGAUCUUCGAAAAAAGCGACAAUUGCAGUGCCGCAUGUGGCGAUAAAAAAAUUUUCAUUCUUUGCGAUAAGGUGGACAAACGAGACAUUAGAGUGCGAUUCUACGAGACCGGUACGGACAAUUCCGUCAUCUGGCAGGAUUUGGCAAAAUUCCAACCGAAAGAUGUCCACAAGCAAGUGGCCAUAUCAUUCCGAACGCCGAAAUACAGAGAUCAAACAAUAACUAAGCCGGUGAAUGUCUUCUUUCGCCUGGAAACCAUAUCCGAUGGAACCUACAGUGACCCGAUACCAUUUCAAUAUGUGCCCGACAAUACCAACAUUGAAUUGGCUUUGAACAACAAAGUAGCGAAAAUUGACGAUGCCAAAGCAUUAUACGAGUUCUUACAAGUGCUCACAACAUCCAAUAUGGCAUAUGAUUUCGAUGCGAACGUGACUGGCUCUGAAAAUAUUAUCCCAGCAGGUUCCUAUUUCGGUGCAUCCCAUGCUCCCGAUAGCAAUGCAAUGGCUGCGAAACAAUCUCAACAAUACAAACCUCAGAAGUCUGACUAUCAAUCGUCAUCUGCUCAAGCUAAUUGUGAGCAAUCGCACUACUUCAAUCAACAGCAACACUACCCAGCAACGGCCCAGUUCAACACAGACUCUAAAUAUGGUAACUUUUCAGCGUCCACUUUCGGAAAUGUGAACGGUGCAAAUGCAACCAGUGCGAAUUUGAACAACUUCAGUAGAAGUGUUCAACCAGCAAGCUAUCAGAGCUUCCAGGCCGAUAAUUGCCCAAUUCCAAUGAAUUGCGAUAAAGGAACGCAUCAUUCGUGUCAACCUGUUUAUGCAGCCGACAAAGUGAUAAUACAACAAUUUCACAACAGCAAUGUUACGAUAAAUCAACCGAAGAAUGUUAUGGACAUACCAAUGAGUGAUGGUUUCAGUUCGGAAAUGAAUGUAUUUUGAAUUUGCCUCAUUUUAACGUA